CCUGGCUUGGGCUCAGCUGCCAGCGCCGUGGCGUCCUGGGGGUCCCCGCCCCUCUGCCCUGGAGCCCUAGCAGAGCCAGAUGGCCUGGGGAGCAGGGUCCCCGACAUGGGUCCCUGGGUGACACCCCAUUACUGCCCUGGGAUACAGUCGCCCCCACAGCUGUCCCAAGGGAAAGCCCUUGACGCGGUGCUUUGGACGCCAUCCCAAGCUUGUUCCGGAACGCAGACACCCCCAGAGCACGGGAACCAGGCCACGCCCUGGACACCGCCGCCCGCAUCUCUGGAGCUGGCUACAGUGUACCAGGGUAUCUCUGUGUCUACGGAGUCCUGUCUGUUGCCAGAAAUCCCUCCCCUCCUGCCCUGCCCAGCAAGCCAGAGACUCCAGCCUCAGACCCAGUGGGGAUGCUGGAGCCACAGUGCAGAGGUGCUGCCCAGCUCAGAAGACCAGGGACCAGGCCCCGCCUUCCAGCUCAGUGAUGAAGUCCCUCCCCAGAGCUCAGGCCUGCAGCUUAGUGGCUGCCCUGAACUUUGGCAAGAAGAUUAGGGGGCCCACCUGGGCAUCUUCUACUAAUGGCCUUGCCUGCCCCCUUUUCAACCAGGAAUCAGGCCUGUAGUGUAUGAUGCCCUCCUCACCUGCUAUUUCGUUGGUUAUCAGGCUUUCCUUUUGCCAAGGAUGUCUUUCCCAAAUGAUGUCUUUCCUGGAAGCAAUGUUUUAAACAGAUAGAGGGGUGGCCUCCCUGGCUGAAGUUGGGGCUGACAUGGUGCGUCCACUCCUAGACGUCCCCAAGAACAACCAGUGCUUAGUAGAGCACAGCCCGAGCUGCAGUGGGAUGGUGGCUGCUUGACCACAAUAGUUGGUCAGGCUGGGACUGGCGGGGGAGUGGAUUUUGAGGGGUGGGGUUGGGAAGAAGCCUUUAUGCUUAGAUUUUGUAUGUCUU
Vicugna pacos (alpaca) is the source of this 937-nucleotide messenger RNA. RefSeq names its product mesoderm posterior bHLH transcription factor 2 (gene MESP2). Gene Ontology annotation, biological process: somite rostral/caudal axis specification; mesoderm formation; regulation of transcription by RNA polymerase II. Gene Ontology annotation, cellular component: nucleus. Gene Ontology annotation, molecular function: DNA-binding transcription factor activity, RNA polymerase II-specific; RNA polymerase II cis-regulatory region sequence-specific DNA binding; protein dimerization activity. The record is from RefSeq and is a predicted model, not a curated record. NCBI's taxonomy places the organism in Eukaryota, Metazoa, Chordata, Mammalia, Artiodactyla, Camelidae.